Cucumis sativus (cucumber) is the source of this 891-nucleotide messenger RNA. RefSeq names its product ribonuclease MC-like. Gene Ontology annotation, biological process: RNA catabolic process. Lineage: Eukaryota; Viridiplantae; Streptophyta; Magnoliopsida; Cucurbitales; Cucurbitaceae. The transcript has 2 exons. Gene Ontology annotation, molecular function: RNA binding; ribonuclease T2 activity. The coding region runs from base 26 to 739 and encodes 237 amino acids. Gene Ontology annotation, cellular component: extracellular region. The record is from RefSeq and is a predicted model, not a curated record.
CUGAUUUCCAUUUGAAACACAAAAUAUGGCUGCCAACCAAGUUUUUCUACUUGUUUUGUUAGGCUUAUGGUGUGUGGAUGGUCAGUAUCAAUUCUUUCAAAUGGUCCAACAGUGGGGGCCGGCCAAAUGUAGUAGCGGGCGUGUUAAGUGUCAUGUUACACCCAAACCAAUGUUCACUAUUCAUGGGUUGUGGCCUAGCAAUUUUACGGAUCUAAUGCUUCAUUAUUGUUCACUGCAAUCGUUUGAUGCUUCUCAGAUUAAGACACUGCAAUCAGAACUAAGUAAAUAUUGGCCGGACGUGGUGAAGGGAAAAGAUGUUGAUUUCUGGAAGCAUGAGUGGGAAAAGCAUGGAACUUGUUCAAAUCCACCUUUCAACAUAUUUCAAUAUUUUGAGCUUGCUUUAAAUAUUCGAAAGUAUAAAAAGUACGAUCUGAUGGCCAUAUUGAACAACGCCGGACUCCAUCCCUCCACCUCCAAACUUCACCAGUAUGAUGACAUUGCAGAUCUCAUUCAAGCCGCUGUAGAAGCGAAGCCAUUGCUCAAGUGUAACGAUAAAAAUGGUCAAGGUCAAAACAACCAACUAUGGGAGGUAAUCUUGUGUUUCGAUCACGGUGGAGUCAACCCCAUUGAUUGUCCUGCUCAACCUGUUCCCCAUAAAAUGUGUGUUGGAGAUUUUAAAUGGCAGAGUUUGGCCAAUUUUGUUGAAGGGGAAGAAAGUUUGGGUAUUCAUGUAAUUUAAAUUUCUAGAUUAUGUUUGCUUAGUUAAUAGUUAUUUGAGUAUUUCUUUAUUAAUUAGAUCAGGUUUGUUUACCAUUUACGUCUGUGCCGUGUGUUGUUAUGUAGCUUAAUAUCCAUUUUAAUGGAAAUUAGUUAAAGAAAUUAAUUUAAGUA